Malania oleifera is the source of this 1984-nucleotide messenger RNA. Its product is annotated as protein HOTHEAD-like. The transcript is spliced from 5 exons. Bases 127 to 1803 code for a protein of 558 amino acids. Lineage: Eukaryota; Viridiplantae; Streptophyta; Magnoliopsida; Santalales; Ximeniaceae. Gene Ontology annotation, molecular function: flavin adenine dinucleotide binding; oxidoreductase activity, acting on CH-OH group of donors. The record is from RefSeq and is a predicted model, not a curated record.
UGAGUGCGGGUUUCUUAAUUUGGGAGGAAACUAGCUAGGCGUCCCAAGGGUAGUAGUAGUAGUAGUACUUCUGUUAAUUCCUUUCCUAUCUUGUCAGGAGAGGAUUCGAGAAAGAAAACAGUUCCGAUGGGGUUAGGAUGGUGGCGGUCCAUCGGUGCUGCUUUUGCUGCAGCUUUCCUUUUUCUGGGCUUCCCUUCCUCCCAAACUUCUCCAGACUACGCCUUUAUCCAGCACUCAAACUCCGCCCCACUCACAUCCUACUACGACUACAUCAUCGUCGGCGGCGGAACCUCCGGCUGCCCGUUGGCCGCCACACUCUCUCAAAACUACACCGUCUUACUCCUCGAACGCGGCGGCUCCCCCUACGGCAACCCCAACAUAACCAACCUCGCCUCCUUCGGCGUGCCUCUCAGCGACCUCUCUCCCGCCUCCCCCGCGCAGCGCUUCGUCUCAGAGGACGGCGUCAUCAACUCCCGCGCCCGCGUCCUGGGCGGCGGCUCCUGCAUAAACGCGGGGUUUUACUCGCGGGCCCCCGCCGAUUACGUGAGGGAGGCGGGAUGGGACGGGGAGCUGGUGAAGGAGUCGUACCGGUGGGUGGAGGAGGUGGUGGCGUUCGAGCCUCCCAUGGGGCGGUGGCAGGCGGCGGUGCGGGACGGGCUGAUUGAAGCGGGGGUUUUGCCGAACAAUGGGUUUACGUACGAUCACAUUGAAGGUACGAAGGUUGGGGGAUCCAUUUUUGACGGCAAAGGGAGCCGUCACACCGCCGCCGAUUUAUUGAAGUAUGCCAAUCCCGAUCGGCUUCGCGUUCUGAUCCAUGCCACCGUACACAAAAUCUUGUUUAGAAGAAUCAAAGGGGAAGGCAAGCCCAUAGCCCAUGGAGUAAUAUACAGAGAUGCAUCAGGGAUGAAGCACAAAGCAUACUUGAACAGAGGGCCCAAGAACGAGAUCAUCUUGUCAGCGGGAGCAUUGGGAAGCCCACAGCUACUGAUGCUAAGCGGAGUGGGCCCAGCAGAGCACCUAAAGGCCCAUAAGAUCCAUGUGGUGUUGGACCAGCCCAUGGUGGGCCAAGGAAUGUCUGACAACCCAAUGAAUACCAUCUUGGUGCCAUCCCCUACGCCGGUGGAGGUCUCCGUCAUCGAAGUCGUUGGCAUCACCCCCUUUGGAAGCUACAUCGAAGCAGCCAGCGGCAAAAGCUUCCUCGGCGGUUUCCCUCUAAAAACCAUCCCUUCUCAGACGAGGGCGCCACGUGGUGUUAAGGUUGAGGAGGCAGAUCUAACGGGUGGAUUCAUCCUAGAAAAGAUCAUCGGCCCGGCCUCCACAGGCCAUUUGGAGCUCCGAAAUCGAAACCCGAACGACAACCCGUCUGUGACCUUCAACUACUUCAAAGAAGCGGCAGACCUGGAGAGAUGCGUGGAGGGCGUCAAAGUCGUCCAGAGAAUCAUCGACUCCAAAGCUUUCUUCCCAUUCAUGUACGAGAACACUUCGUCCGAAUCCCUACUUGCCGUCAUGGAGGAAUUGCCCAUGAAUUUGGUGCCAAAGCAUAGGAACAAGAGCUUGUCGCCACUGGAGCGGUUCUGCAAGGACACGGUGAUGACCAUAUGGCAUUACCAUGGCGGUUGUUGGGUCGGGCAGGUGGUGGAUUCUGAUUACAGGGUUCUCGGCGUGGAUGCAUUACGGGUCAUCGAUGGAUCCACCUUUGUUAACUCUCCCGGAACCAAUCCUCAAGCCACUGUCAUGAUGCUCGGGAGGUACAUGGGAGUGAGGGUGUUAAAGGAGAGAUUUGCAAGUGAUGUAUCAAAAUAAUUCAUCUAUUGUGCACAAAGGGGUUUGUUUGUUUUUUUUUUUUUUUUUUUAAAUGUUGCAUUGUGUUGGUGUGCUUUAAGGGCAUGGUGAAUUAAAAUAAUUCAUCUAUUGUGCACAAAGUGUUUAAAUAUUGUUGUAUGUGACUAUAAAAGUUGUGCAAAUAAGUUCAUCAGUUCCAUUA